This is a messenger RNA of Sebastes umbrosus (honeycomb rockfish), 969 nucleotides long. It is a transcript of the gene ompa, whose product is annotated as olfactory marker protein a. NCBI's taxonomy places the organism in Eukaryota, Metazoa, Chordata, Actinopteri, Perciformes, Sebastidae. The transcript has 2 exons. Gene Ontology annotation, biological process: sensory perception of smell; signal transduction. The coding region runs from base 288 to 788 and encodes 166 amino acids. The record is from RefSeq and is a predicted model, not a curated record.
UCAUGUUAUGUGGCUAAUCAAUGCGUCCUAACUAAACUACCCUGUGGGCAGGAGGGAGGUGGGGGGGAGGGACAAAAGUGAGAAACCGCCACUCUGUGAUGGAAAUAGUUGGAGAGGGGAGGGGAGACAGAGACGGCAUACAAGCCUGUGAGAAAAGAGAGAGAGAGAGGGAGAGCGGUAGAGAGAGAAAUCUGAAACUCUACCAGAGCUCCAUCUAUCACAGCAUCCAUCCAGACAGGCCAGCCUCACCCUCUCCUUAACCCAGGACUAUAACCUCGAAGUCGGACAUGGACGAUGCCAAAGUCCCCUCCAACACACUGGUGCUGGCGUUUAAAGAAGACCCGGCACUGACAGAGAUGAUGCGUCUCCGUGUGUCGUCUCUGCAGCGCUCAGGGCAGAAGCGUCAGGACGGUGAGCGUCUGCUUCUCCCCCAUGAGGCCGUGUAUCGGCUGGACUUCCCCACCCAGGAGCUGAACUUCUCCCGCUGGUACUUCUCCCUCGCUGACCACGGCCGUGUCACCAUCACCGGUAUUUCCCAGCACUGGACCCCUGACCUCACCCACCUGAUGACCCGUCAGCUACUAGAACCGAUCGGAACAUUUUGGCGAAACGCCAACGACCCGGAGGAUUCGCCGCUCAAAUGGCUGGAGGCGGACAUGCAGGAGUUCGGCGAAAGGAUUGCUGAGCUGGCCAAGGUCAGGAAGGUCAUGUACUUCCUGUUUGCUUUCAAGGAUACAGCAGAGGCCGCAAAUGUCUGCUGCUCGGUGGCGUUCACACCAGACAAAUGACUCUUCACUGUUUGUCAGUAGAAUCCUGUUAGUACUGGAGAAGCAUUGCAAUAUGUUGUCCAAUCUUAGACCUUUAAAAAACUUUGGUUCUCCUCAAAUCAAAGAAAUACAUCAUCUUAAAUAUUCUCCCUCAAAACGUCCACAGUAACAAGAUUGUAGUUCCCUCUUCUUUGUGCGCGAU